AUGGGUAGCAAGAUUUUGUUCAGUUUGACAAGCCCUCGAAUUUUCUCGGCCGUUUCUCGCAAACCCACCACAUCCACAUGUUUGUCUUCUCCUUCUCCUCCGUCGUCGAGGACUCAGUGGGCUCAGGUCAGCCCUGGAAGAAAGAUUUCUUUGAGAAGAAGAUCCUUCUUAUUGCCUGCAAAAGCUACCACGGAGCAAUCAGGUCAAGUGGGAGGAGAGGACUUCGAUAGCAACAUUAUGCCAUAUUGUAGCAUCAACAAGGCUGAAAAGAAAUCAAUUGGUGAAAUGGAACAAGAGUUUCUCCAAGCGUUGCAAUCUUUCUAUUACGAUGGCAAAGCGAUAAUGUCAAAUGAAGAGUUUGAUAACCUUAAAGAAGAGUUGAUGUGGGAAGGAAGCAGUGUUGUGAUGCUAAGUUCUGAUGAACAAAGGUUCUUGGAAGUUUCCAUGGCUUAUGUUUCCGGAAAUCCAAUCAUGAAUGAUGAAGAAUAUGAUAAGCUCAAGUUGAAACUCAAGAUGGAUGGUAGUGAUAUUGUGUGCGAGGGUCCGAGAUGCAGUCUCCGUAGUAAGAAGGUGUAUAGUGAUCUCGCUGUAGAUUAUUUCAAAAUGUUCUUGUUGAAUGUUCCAGCAACAGUUGUUGCUCUCGGACUAUUUUUCUUCCUCGACGACCUUACAGGUUUUGAGAUCACAUACGUCAUGGAGCUAUCGGAACCAUACAGCUUCAUAUUCACUUGGUUCGCUGCCGUGCCUGUGAUUGUAUAUCUGGCUCUAUCAAUCACCAAACUCAUCGUCAAAGACUUCUUGAUCUUGAAGGGUCCUUGUCCGAAUUGUGGAACGGAGAAUGUCUCCUUCUUUGGAACAAUCCUGUCAAUCUCAAGCGGCGGUAAAACCAACGCUGUCAAAUGCUCCAACUGUGGAACAGCGAUGGUGUAUGACGCAGGUUCUCGGUUGAUCACAUUGCCUGAAGGAAGCCAAGCUUGA
Messenger RNA from Microthlaspi erraticum, 978 nucleotides. Lineage: Eukaryota; Viridiplantae; Streptophyta; Magnoliopsida; Brassicales; Brassicaceae. The record is from the annotation of a GenBank genome assembly.